UGCGCAGAGGCGGGGGGCGAUGGCGAGACGGCCGCUGUGUUGGGGUCUCGGGGGACCGUCGACCCCGCUGCUCGUGCUGCUUCUCCUCUCUUUGUUCCCCCUUAGCCAGGAGGAGCUUGGGGGCGGCAGGGACCAGGGCUGGGACCCGGGGGUACCUGCUGCUGCGGGGUGGAGGGCGCAGAUCGGCGGCAGAGCCUUAGCCCUUUGUCCCCAGCCGCCUAAGUCCGGGGAGGAGAGGCCCGGCCUGCGAGUUGGGAAGCCCGUCAUCACAGGGCUCCGAGGGGGACAGCAGCGCGCCUGGGCUGGGCGAGGGUGCCCCGAGCAGUCAGACACAGAUCUGGAGGUGCAGGUGCAGGCAUCGGGCAGGCGCGAGCGAGAGACGGGGCAGGGCCUAGGGUCUCUGCUAUGCUGGCGCCCAGAGUUGUCCUGUGGGGAGACAGGGACUUUCCGAAGAGGCAGUCUGUCGCUAGAGGCUCUGUCCCCAGGGGGCCCGGGUCUGGGGAGCACGUUGCCCCUUCCUUCGGACCUUCUGGCUCAGUCUGAUGGUUCCCAGCCAGCGUCCUUCCAUCGUCACGCUAGGAGAAGCUCCCGCAAAAGAGUGGGCACCGUGCGCUGCUGUGGGGAAGUGUGGGCACCGGGGCGCAGGAGUCAGGGCGAGAGAGCGGCCACCGCCCCAGAGGACAGGACGUUUCCUCGGCGGAGCUGUCUUCCUGCGGUCGGGGGGUCUUGCCAUAGUUUAGGUUCAGCACCACGCAAGGUGAGGACAGCUCAAAAGCCAGGUUCAGCACCCGGCGAGUCGCGGACAGCUCCCGAGCGCAUGCGCCCCGGCAGUGCCUUCCGCCGCCGCUUCCUUCCACAGCGUCCCGGGCCGCGGCCGCCUGGGCCGCCCGUGCCGCAAGCCAGUCCUGAAGCAUGGAGAACAGCCUCCGCGAACCGAGCGCGCUCCCGUCGCGCCGCAAACCGCCACCCGCAGUUCCCGCAGUACAACUACCAGACCCUGGUGCCUGAGAACGAGGUGGCGGGCACCUCGGUGCUGCGCGUGGUGGCACAGGACCCGGACUCUGGUGAAGCCGGGCGUCUGGUCUAUUCGCUGGCAGCGCUCAUGAACAGCCGCUCACUGGAGCUGUUCAGCAUCGACCCGCACAGCGGCCUUAUCCGCACAGCCGCCGCUCUGGACCGCGAGAGUAUGGAGCGCCACUACCUGCGAGUGACGGCGCAGGACCACGGCUUGCCGCGCCUCUCGGCCACCACCAUGGUAGCUGUCACCGUGGCUGACCGCAAUGACCACUCACCGGUGUUUGAGCAGGCGCAGUACCGGGAGACCCUUCGGGAGAACGUGGAAGAGGGCUAUCCCAUCCUGCAGUUGCGCGCCACGGACGGCGAUGCACCCCCCAACGCCAACCUGCACUACCGCUUCGUGGGGCCACCAGCUGCUCGCACGGCAGCUGCUGCUGCCUUUGAGAUUGAUCCGCGCUCUGGCCUCAUCAGCACCAGUGGUCGCGUGGACCGUGAGCACAUGGAAAGCUAUGAGCUGGUGGUGGAGGCCAGUGACCAGGGUCAGGAACCCGGGCCACGUUCGGCCACCGUGCGUGUACAUAUUACUGUGCUGGACGAGAACGACAACGCGCCCCAGUUCAGCGAGAAACGCUAUGUGGCGCAGGUGCGUGAAGAUGUGCGUCCCCACACCAUGGUACUGCGCGUCACGGCCACAGACCGCGAUAAGGACGCCAAUGGUUUGGUGCACUACAACAUCAUCAGUGGCAACAGCCGUGGCCAUUUUGCCAUCGACAGCCUCACGGGUGAGAUACAGGUAGUGGCCCCUCUGGACUUCGAGGCAGAGAGAGAGUAUGCCUUACGCAUCCGGGCGCAGGAUGCAGGCCGGCCCCCGCUGUCCAACAACACCGGCCUGGCCAGCAUCCAGGUGGUAGAUAUCAACGACCAUACCCCUAUCUUCGUCAGCACACCCUUCCAGGUCUCUGUUCUGGAAAAUGCACCCCUGGGCCACUCAGUCAUCCACAUUCAGGCAGUGGAUGCAGACCAUGGGGAGAACGCCAGGUUGGAGUACUCCCUAACUGGUGUGGCACCUGACACGCCCUUUGUGAUAAACAGUGCCACUGGCUGGGUGUCUGUGAGUGGUUCCCUGGACCGUGAGUCUGUGGAACAUUACUUCUUCGGUGUGGAGGCCCGAGAUCAUGGCUCUCCCCCACUCUCCGCCUCAGCCAGUGUCACAGUGACUGUGCUAGAUGUUAAUGACAAUCGGCCUGAAUUCACCAUGAAAGAGUACCACCUUCGGCUGAAUGAGGACGCGGCUGUGGGUACCAGUGUGGUCAGCGUGACUGCUGUAGAUCGUGAUGCCAACAGUGCCAUCAGCUACCAGAUCACGGGUGGUAAUACCCGGAAUCGAUUUGCCAUCAGCACCCAGGGGGGUGUGGGUCUGGUGACGCUGGCUCUGCCACUGGAUUACAAGCAGGAACGCUACUUCAAGCUGGUACUUACUGCCUCUGACCGUGCUCUUCAGGAUCACUGCUAUGUGCACAUCAACAUCACAGAUGCCAAUACUCACCGGCCUGUCUUUCAGAGCGCUCACUACUCGGUCAGCAUGAAUGAGGAUCGGCCAGUGGGUAGCACUGUAGUGGUCAUCAGUGCCUCUGAUGAUGACGUAGGUGAAAAUGCUCGUAUCACCUACCUCCUGGAGGACAACCUGCCUCAGUUCCGUAUUGAUGCAGACUCAGGGGCUAUUACCCUGCAGGCUCCACUGGACUAUGAGGAUCAGGUGACCUACACACUAGCCAUUACUGCACGGGACAACGGCAUCCCACAGAAGGCAGAUACCACUUACGUGGAGGUGAUGGUCAAUGAUGUGAAUGACAAUGCUCCACAGUUUGUGGCCUCUCACUACACAGGCUUGGUCUCUGAGGAUGCUCCACCUUUCACUAGUGUCCUGCAGAUCUCAGCCACUGACCGGGACGCUCAUGCCAAUGGCCGGGUCCAGUACACAUUCCAGAACGGAGAAGACGGGGAUGGAGAUUUUACCAUUGAGCCCACCUCUGGUAUAGUCCGGACUGUGAGGCGGCUGGACAGGGAGGCAGUGCCAGUAUACGAGUUGACCGCCUAUGCGGUGGAUCGCGGGGUGCCCCCGCUUCGGACUCCAGUCAGUAUUCAGGUGACAGUGCAAGACGUGAAUGACAAUGCGCCUGUCUUCCCAGCGGAGGAGUUUGAAAUAAGGGUAAAGGAGAACAGCAUUGUGGGCUCGGUGGUGGCUCAGAUCACUGCAGUGGACCCUGACGAAGGCCCUAAUGCCCACAUAAUGUAUCAGAUUGUAGAGGGGAACAUCCCUGAGCUGUUCCAGAUGGACAUCUUCUCUGGAGAGCUGACAGCACUCAUUGAUCUGGACUACGAGGCUCGCCAGGAAUAUGUGAUUGUGGUGCAGGCCACUUCUGCCCCUCUGGUCAGUCGGGCCACUGUGCAUGUCCGCCUGGUUGACCAGAAUGACAACAGCCCUGUGCUCAACAACUUCCAGAUCCUCUUCAACAACUAUGUAUCCAACCGCUCAGAUACCUUCCCCUCAGGCGUUAUUGGGCGCAUCCCAGCCUAUGACCCCGAUGUCUCUGACCACCUCUUCUAUUCCUUUGAGCGUGGCAAUGAGUUGCAGCUGCUGAUGGUCAACCAGACCAGCGGGGAGCUGCGACUUAGUCGAAAGCUAGACAACAACCGCCCACUAGUGGCCUCCAUGCUGGUGACUGUCACAGAUGGCCUGCACAGUGUGACCGCGCAGUGUGUGCUGCGCGUGGUCAUCAUCACGGAGGAGCUGCUCGCCAACAGCCUGACUGUGCGCCUGGAGAACAUGUGGCAGGAGCGCUUCCUGUCCCCGCUGCUGGGCCACUUUCUCGAAGGCGUGGCCGCCGUGCUCGCCACACCCACCGAGGACGUCUUCAUCUUCAACAUCCAGAACGACACGGACGUGGGCGGCACCGUGCUCAACGUGAGUUUCUCGGCGCUGGCCCCGCGGGGCGCGGGCGCGGGCGCUGCGGCGCCCUGGUUCAGCUCGGAGGAGCUGCAGGAGCAGCUGUACGUGCGCCGCGCCGCGCUGGCCGCCCGCUCCCUGCUGGACGUGCUGCCCUUCGACGACAACGUGUGCCUGCGCGAGCCCUGCGAGAACUACAUGAAGUGCGUGUCGGUGCUGCGCUUCGACUCCUCCGCGCCCUUCCUGGCCUCGGCCUCCACGCUCUUCCGGCCCAUCCAGCCCAUCGCCGGCCUGCGCUGCCGCUGCCCACCCGGCUUCACCGGCGACUUCUGUGAGACCGAGCUCGACCUCUGCUACUCUAACCCGUGCCGGAACGGCGGCGCCUGCGCACGGCGCGAGGGCGGCUACACCUGCGUCUGCCGCCCUCGCUUCACUGGAGAGGACUGUGAGCUGGACACUGAGGCCGGACGCUGCGUGCCUGGCAUCUGCCGCAAUGGCGGGACCUGCACUGAUGCGCCCCACGGUGGCUUCCGCUGCCAGUGCCCUGCGGGUGGUGCCUUCGAGGGCCCGCGCUGCGAGGUGGCGGCCCGCUCCUUCCCACCGCGCUCCUUCGUCAUGUUCCGGGGCCUGCGGCAGCGCUUCCACCUCACGCUCUCCCUCUCGUUUGCAACCGUGCAGCCCAGCGGGCUACUUUUCUACAACGGGCGCCUGAAUGAGAAGCAUGAUUUUCUGGCCCUGGAGCUAGUGGCUGGCCAAGUGCGGCUCACGUAUUCCACUGGCGAGUCCAACACGGUGGUCAGCCCCACGGUUCCAGGGGGCCUGAGUGACGGGAAGUGGCAUACGGUACACCUGAGAUACUACAACAAGCCCCGGACAGAUGCCCUAGGGGGUGCCCAGGGCCCCUCCAAAGACAAGGUGGCUGUGCUGAGCGUGGAUGACUGCAAUGUGGCGGUGGCUCUGCAGUUUGGUGCUGAGAUUGGCAACUAUUCAUGCGCAGCUGCUGGUGUGCAAACAAGCUCCAAGAAGUCCCUAGACCUGACGGGCCCUCUGCUUCUGGGAGGUGUCCCCAACCUCCCCGAGAACUUCCCCGUGUCUCACAAGGACUUCAUCGGCUGUAUGCGAGAUCUGCACAUCGACGGCCGCAGAGUGGACAUGGCGGCCUUCGUUGCAAACAAUGGCACCUUGGCAGGCUGCCAGGCCAAGCUGCACUUCUGUGACUCAGGCCCCUGCAAGAACAAUGGCCUCUGCUCAGAGCGCUGGGGUGGCUUCAGCUGUGACUGCCCUGUGGGCUUCGGAGGCAGAGACUGUCGGCUGACCAUGGCCGAUCCCUACCACUUCCGUGGCAACGGUACACUGAGCUGGGACUUUGGAGGUAGCAUGGCUGUGUCGGUGCCAUGGUACCUGGGGCUGGCAUUUCGGACGCGGGCGAUGCAGGGGGUCCUGAUGCAAGUGCAGGUUGGGCCACACAGCACCCUCCUCUGCCAGCUGGAUCAGGGGUUGCUGUCAGUGACGGUGACCAGGGGCUCCAGCCGUGCUGCCCACCUCCUGCUGGACCAGGUGACUGUCAGUGAUGGCCAGUGGCAUGAUCUGCGGCUGGAAUUGCAGGAGGAGCCAGGUGGCCGGCGGGGCCACCAUGUCUUCAUGGUCACACUGGACUUCAGCCUCUUGCAGGACACCAUGGCAGUGGGGACGGAGCUGCACGGCCUGCAGGUAAAGCAGCUCCACGUGGGAGGCCUGCCGCCCAGCAGUAAGGAGGAGGCUCCUCAGGGUUUGGUUGGCUGUGUCCAGGGUGUGUGGCUUGGCUCUGCACCCUUGGGGUCCCCAGCCCUGCUGCCCCCUAGCCACCAAGUGAACGUGGAGCCUGGCUGCGUCGUGACCAACGCCUGUGCCUCUGCGCCCUGCCCACCCCAUGCUGACUGCCAGGACCUCUGGCAGACCUUCACCUGCACCUGCCAGCCAGGUUACUACGGCCCGGGCUGUGUGGACGUCUGUCUCUUGAACCCCUGUCAGAACCAGGGGUCGUGCCGGCACCUGCCAGGAGCCCCCCACGGCUAUACCUGUGACUGCCUAGGUGGUUAUUUUGGGCAUCACUGUGAGCACAGGAUGGACCAGCAGUGUCCCCGAGGCUGGUGGGGGAGCCCAACCUGUGGCCCCUGCAACUGUGAUGUUCACAAGGGCUUUGACCCCAACUGCAACAAGACAAAUGGGCAGUGUUACUGCAAGGAGUUCCACUACCGACCACGGGGCAGUGACUCCUGCCUCCCCUGUGACUGCUACCCCGUGGGCUCCACCUCGCGCUCAUGUGCACCCCACAGCGGGCAGUGUCCCUGCCGCCCAGGAGCCCUUGGCCGCCAGUGCAACAGCUGUGAUAGUCCCUUUGCGGAGGUGACCGCCAGCGGCUGCCGAGUGCUCUAUGAUGCCUGCCCCAAGUCCCUGAAAUCUGGUGUGUGGUGGCCCCAGACCAAGUUUGGUGUCUUGGCCACGGUUCCUUGUCCCCGGGGGGCCCAAGGAUUGCGGGGUGCAGGUGCUGCUGUGCGACUCUGUGACGAGGACCAGGGCUGGCUGGAACCUGACCUCUUCAACUGUACCUCCCCUAUCUUCCGAGAGCUCAGCCUGCUGCUGGAUGGCCUAGAGCAGAACAAGACCGCACUGGACACCCUGGAAGCCAAGAAGCUGGCCCAGCGGCUGCGGGAGGUGACUGGCCACACUGACUACUACUUCAGCCAGGAUGUCCGGGUGACCGCCCGCCUGCUGGCCUACCUGCUGGCCUUUGAGAACCACCAGCAGGGCUUCGGGCUGACAGCUACACAGGAUGCCCACUUCAACGAGAACCUGCUGUGGGCCGGCUCGGCACUGCUUGCUCCAGAGACGGGGGACCUGUGGGCAGCACUCGGGCAGCGGGCCCCUGAGGGCGCCCUGGGCAGCGCGGGGCUGGUGCAGCACCUGGAGGACUACGCGGCCACCCUCGCAAGAAAUAUGGAGCUCACAUACCUGAACCCCGUGGGACUGGUGACGCCCAAUAUCAUGUUCAGCAUUGACCGUGUGGAGCACCCCAGCUCCACGCAAGCCACCCGUCGCUAUCCCCGCUACCACAGCAACCUUUUUCGGGGCCAGGAUGCCUGGGAUCCUCACACGCACGUGCUGCUGCCUUCCCAGUCCCCCCGGCCAUCCUCCUCUGCAGUUCUGCCCACAGGCAGCAGCUUGGAGAACUCUACCUCCUCGAGCGCGGUCCCUCCGCCAGCACCCCCGGAGCCGCAGCCUGAGUCUUCAGUCUCCAUCGUCAUUCUCCUCGUGUACCGCACCUUGGGGGGCCUUCUCCCCGCCCAGUUCCAGGCUGAGCGCCGGGGCGCCAGGCUUCCCCAGAACCCCGUCAUGAACUCCCCGGUGGUCAGCGUGGCCGUGUUUCAUGGACACAACUUCCUAAGGGGUGUCCUGGAGUCCCCGAUCAGCCUUGAGUUCCACCUGCUGCAGACGGCGAAUCGGAGCAAGGCGAUCUGUGUGCAGUGGGACCCGCCCGGCCCGGAGGACCAGCACGGGGUGUGGACAGCACGGGACUGUGAGCUGGUGCACAGGAAUGGGUCCCAUGCGCGGUGUCGCUGCAGCCGGACCGGCACUUUCGGGGUCCUCAUGGAUGCCUCGCCCCGUGAGCGGCUGGAGGGCGACCUGGAGCUGCUGGCCGUGUUCACCCACGUGGUCAUGGCAGUGUCGGUGGCUGCCCUGGUGCUGACUGCCGCGGUCCUCCUGAGCCUGCGCAGCCUCAAGUCCAAUGUGCGUGGGAUCCAUGCCAACGUGGCGGCUGCUCUGGGGGUGGCAGAGCUGCUCUUCCUGCUGGGGAUCCACAGGACCCACAACCAGCUCCUGUGCACUGUGGUCGCCAUCCUCCUGCACUACUUCUUCCUCAGCACCUUUGCGUGGCUCCUGGUGCAGGGCCUGCACCUCUACCGCAUGCAGGUUGAGCCACGCAACGUGGACCGCGGCGCCAUGCGCUUCUACCAUGCCCUGGGCUGGGGCGUCCCUGCUGUGCUGCUGGGCCUUGCUGUUGGCCUGGACCCCGAGGGCUAUGGGAACCCUGACUUCUGCUGGAUCUCCAUCCACGAUCCCCUCGUCUGGAGUUUUGCCAGCCCCGUGGUCCUUGUGAUAGUGAUGAACGGGGCUAUGUUUCUCCUUGCUGCCCGCACCUCCUGCUCCACUGGGCAGAGGGAGGCCAAGAAGACCCCUGUGCUGACCCUCCGCAGCUCCUUUCUGCUGCUUCUGCUGGUCAGUGCCUCCUGGCUCUUUGGCCUCCUUGCCGUCAACCACAGCAUCCUGGCCUUCCACUACCUCCACGCUGGCCUCUGUGGCCUCCAGGGCCUGGCGGUGCUGCUGCUCUUUUGUGUCCUGAACGCAGAUGCCCGGGCUGCCUGGACACCUGCCUGUCUGGGCAGGAAGGCAGCGCCCGAGGAGACGAGGCCAGCCCCUGGGACGGGGCCUGGGGCCUACAACAACACAGCCCUCUUCGAAGAGAGCGGCCUCAUUCGCAUCACUCUUGGUGCCUCCACCGUCUCCUCAGUGAGCAGUGCUCGCUCCGGCCGGACCCAGGACCAGGACAGCCAGCGGGGCCGCAGCUACCUCAGGGACAAUGUCCUGGUUCGACAUGGCUCGGCUGCUGACCACACCGACCACAGCCUCCAGGCUCACGCUGGCCCCACUGACCUGGAUGUGGCCAUGUUCCAUCGGGAUGCUGGCGCAGACUCCGACUCUGACAGUGACCUCUCCCUGGAGGAGGAGAGGAGCCUGUCCAUCCCGUCUUCCGAAAGCGAGGACAAUGGCCGGGCACGAGGGCGUUUCCAGCGUCCCCUCUGCAGAGCAGCUCAGAGUGAGAGGCUCCUCACUCACCCCAAAGAUGUGGAUGGCAACGACCUCCUGUCCUACUGGCCAGCUCUGGGGGAGUGCGAAGCAGGGCCCUGUGUGCUGCAGACCUGGGGCUCUGAGAGGCGCCUGGGGCUGGACACCAGCAAAGACGCAGCCAACAACAACCAGCCAGACCUGGCCCUGACCAGUGGGGAUGAAACCUCCUUGGGCCGCGCCCAGCACCAGAGGAAAGGCAUCCUGAAGAACCGACUGCAGUACCCUUUGGUGCCCCAGACCCGAGGUGCUCCUGAGCUGUCCUGGUGCCGUGCGGCCACCUUGGGUCACCGUGCCGUGCCAGCCGCCUCCUACGGUCGCAUCUAUGCUGGUGGGGGCACAGGCAGCCUUUCGCAGCCAGCCAGUCGCUACUCCUCUCGCGAACAGCUGGAUGUGCUCUUGCGGCGGCAGCUGAGCCGGGAGCAGCUGGAGGAGCUCCCUGCCCCUGUUCUGCGCCCCCUGAGCCGGCCAGGGUCCCAGGAAUGCCUGGAUGCUGCACCAGGCCGCCCGGAGCCCAGAGACCGGGGCAGCACCCUGCCACGGAGGCAGCCACCCCGGGACUACCCUGCUGUCAUGGCUGGCCGCUUUGGGUCGCGGGACACGCUGGACUUAGGGGCACCGCGGGAGUGGCUGAACACACUGCCCCCUGCCCGCCGGAUCCGGGACCUUGACCCUCAGCACCCGCCAAUGCCCCUGCCUCCCCAGCGGCAGCUCUCAAGGGACCCGCUCUUGCCAUCCCGGCCCCUGGACCCUCUGUCUAGGAGCUCGAACUCUCGGGAGCAGCUGGCACAGGGGCCUAGUCAGCACCCCUCACGAGAGGCCCUUGGCCCACCCCCACCGCUGCUCAGAGCGAGGGAGGACCCGGCCAGCGGCCCCAGCCACGGCCCCUCCACAGAGCAGCUGGACAUUCUCUCCUCCAUCCUCGCCUCCUUCACCUCCUCAGCCCUGUCCUCUGUGCAGUCCUCAAGCACACCCUCGGGCCCUCACACCACUGCCACGGCGUCUGCCACCGCCUCUGCCCUUGGGCCCUCCACGCCUCGCUCCGCCACAUCCCACAGCAUCUCCGAGCUGUCGCCAGAUUCAGAGGUUCCCAGGAGUGAGGGUCACUCCUGAGGGGCGGAGGUGCAGCCGAGGAGCGGCGGGCUGAUGGAAGAUUCGGGCCGAGUGAGGAGAUUUCACCAGUCACCGGCUGACCCCAGGGCGGCCUCCCGGGAGCCCCCUCGGCUCUCCACUGCUGCGAGGAGUUCCAUGUGCAUCUGUGAACAUGCAUGUGACAGGUGCCGGGUGGGGGCUGAAGGGAGGGCUUUUAUACCUUUUGUACCUUUGUAACCAGAGAGAUAUGCUUAUGUUAUUUUUCAGCUUUUCUGUUGGGUGGGGAGGGUCUGACGCUGGGCUGGGAGGGAGAAGGGGUCAGAGAAAGAGAGAGAGAGGCAGAGCUUGGCCUCAUUUGGGUCGCUGGAAAACCAUGUUUUCUCUCAUCUUACUAGGGUAGAGCCAGCAGGUGGGACACAGGCCCUCUUCCCCUGCCCCAGCCCUAGGUUGAGCUGAAGGUUGUCAGGGCUCAAAGUCCAGAAUGGAUCUUUGCUUUUUCUAGAAUGCCCUGCAGAAAGCUGUGGGGCUGUGGGUGGGUCUUGGAAACAGGGGUCCUCCGAUCCCUCACGGGGGCUUGCUCACCCCACGCCUCCCCGUGGAUGCCUGUGUGUUAUGGGGAGUCCCUGCCACGUGCUGCCUUAUACCUAGGACGGAUGCUGUGGGUGCUGGCGGAGCAGCAGAUGUCAUGUUUACAGAGCAAGGCUUCCCUUCCGCCUGGGGAGGCUCGGGCCUCUACUCAGACACUCCUGCAGGGGGUAGGUGCAGGGGGUUGCUAGCGUGCCCCUGCCUGAGCAAAAGCCUAUGGUGCCAUUGAUUCCCUGACACAUUCCCGGAGGCGGGCACGUGGGUGAGCAAAGGGAGCGGAAAUAAGGGAAUCCAAGACCCCGAAUGUAGGUGCCGCUGCCUCCCAUGUUUACAGGGUCCUCCCCGGCCCUAGGCACGCGGGCUGCAGACAUGA
This is a messenger RNA of Chinchilla lanigera (long-tailed chinchilla), 10898 nucleotides long. It is a transcript of the gene Celsr3, whose product is annotated as cadherin, EGF LAG seven-pass G-type receptor 3. Gene Ontology annotation, molecular function: calcium ion binding; G protein-coupled receptor activity. The coding region runs from base 20 to 9961 and encodes 3313 amino acids. The record is from RefSeq and is a predicted model, not a curated record. Gene Ontology annotation, biological process: homophilic cell-cell adhesion; G protein-coupled receptor signaling pathway; cell surface receptor signaling pathway. The transcript is spliced from 36 exons. Gene Ontology annotation, cellular component: plasma membrane. NCBI's taxonomy places the organism in Eukaryota, Metazoa, Chordata, Mammalia, Rodentia, Chinchillidae.